UUUCCCCCCGUUACAGCCCGGUGGAGGUUUAUCUCCGCUCGGCCUCCUCUCCCGGCCUCCCUCCCAUCAUGUCCGGAUCCAGCGGCACCGGCAGCGGCGGCGGAGCGGCCCGGGACCGCAUCGGCUACAUCACCCGCGUCCAGAGCUUCAGCGCCUGCCACCGGCUCCACAGCAUCCAAUUGAGUGAUGAGGAGAAUAAACAAAUUUUCGGAAAGUGUAACAAUCCCAACGGACACGGACACAACUACAAAGUGGAAGUAACCGUGCGUGGAAAGAUCGACAGCGUUACCGGGAUGGUCAUGAACCUGACGGACAUAAAGAGACAUAUUGAGGAAGUCAUCAUGGUUCCUCUGGACCAUAAAAACCUUGAUAAAGACGUUCCUUACUUUGCUACAGUUGUCAGCACCACAGAGAACCUGGCCGUGUACAUAUGGGACAACAUGGCGAAGGUUUUGCCCCCCGACACUCUCUACGAGAUCAAGAUUCAUGAGACUGAUAAGAACGUCAUUGUUUAUCGAGGGGAGUAGACGCCGACGGCGUUUCCGUUUGCUUUGGCCGCCGUUAAAGUGCCAUUAAUGCCGCUUUAUUUAACAGCACUGUUUGCCUCCAGAUGGCUGCAGUUCGUCAAACUGCCACACGGUGAAUGAAAGCAUGUCGGUCUGUGUCCUUCCACUGCCAGGAGGUGAGCAGAAAGAUGGCCCAAAUGAAGACUGGCAAUCGGACCUAUUAGAAAUGAAGAUAAAUGACAUUCCUAGAAUUGGCGCGUCGGGUGCAGUUUGACUUCAGACUCUCCCAAUCUGUAAUGUUUGGACAGCCGGGCUGCAGCGCUUCCUGGAUGGAACUGGCCUAGAGCCAACAGAGCAGCGAUCAAUAACCCAGACCUGAGUCCCAGUCUUUACUGAUCCAGCUGAAUGGUUGAACAGAAGGGUAAACGAGAAUCCCUCAAACUUCAUCUGCCACAGAAAAUUAAAUGUGGCCUGUCACGUUUUUCUCACUGAACAGUUUGAGAAAGACGGAAUGAAACUCCACCAACAUGUCCACCCUAAACAACAGCUUUCAGUCUAACUUUGAAAACACUACAAAAUCAAUAAGUGAGGGGGGAUAAAUAAGGUUCAAGCUGGAAAGCAGGCUUGACUCUUGACUCUAAUUGGGCCAAUACGGUGUCAACAAUGAAUUUUGGAGCAAUCAGACAUAAAAACAACCAGAUCCAGCGUAGCCUGAAGACAUGGUGUCGGCCAUUGAUGAUUCACCCGUUUUAUUAACCAUUCAGCUGGAGUCAGCAACAACAACGACAGCUGCCAGUCACCUCCACCCAGUGAACCUGCUGACUGCCUGGGAAAAAAAAAAAAAAAACUAUUUGGGUGUGAUGAGUCCAAAUAUGUUAUCUCCUAAAUAACUUCUGUGAUGAGCCCAUGCAAACUCUUUGUAUUUAACUGUUUAACUUCCUGAUCUGAAGAGGUUCUUUUCAACAAGCACACUUUUAAUAGUGUGUAAAACGGUCAGAAGUGGCACUGGUGAAGAUGAAAACUUCCCUCAUGUUGCAUUUUCUCAGUCUGUCUCAGUACAAGACUGAUGACGUUCUUCUUCAGUUGUGUGAACGCUGUUUGAAUGUUAACGGGACCAAAGUUACAUGUUCUCCUGAAGGAUGCUGAUCUCCAGUGGUUGCACUUUCCUCAACUUGUAGACAAAAUUGUAAGUAAAUUUCAUAAAAUAAAGCUUUUUUUUGACAACG
This is a messenger RNA of Salarias fasciatus (jewelled blenny), 1732 nucleotides long. It is a transcript of the gene pts, whose product is annotated as 6-pyruvoyltetrahydropterin synthase. Gene Ontology annotation, cellular component: mitochondrion. The record is from RefSeq and is a predicted model, not a curated record. Bases 69 to 527 code for a protein of 152 amino acids. Gene Ontology annotation, biological process: tetrahydrobiopterin biosynthetic process. Gene Ontology annotation, molecular function: 6-pyruvoyltetrahydropterin synthase activity. The transcript is spliced from 6 exons. Lineage: Eukaryota; Metazoa; Chordata; Actinopteri; Blenniiformes; Blenniidae.